AUGGAUUUGUUGCAGUCAGAUGAUGAGGAACAGGAAAUCCUUCAAAUAUUAGCAGAGAAUGGAAUAAAAAUAACGAAUUCUAAGAAAAAACAUCAGAGCCGGAUACAAAUUUUAGAGAACAUUUUAGUAUACAAACCAGACAACGAACUCCUUCAUGCGAUUAAUAUAGCAGCCGAAUCUGAUCCUUCCUUUAAGUGCCCAAAAGAAUCCCCUUUAGAAGUUGAUGUACAAGCGUCGAACUUGGAUUCAUUACUUAGUGUUGCUACUGAAAAUGGUCCUGAAAUUGAAUUUGAAGACACAUUUUCUGUUACCGGGAUUGAUGAAGGUGCCCCUAAAUCGAAUGCUAUUAUUAAAGUAUGCGAAGCUUCGGAAGGUGUCAGUGAAUUGGAAAUCACGCAUUUUGCUACCAAUGAUAGUCAAACAAUUGGAGUUGUAGAAUUGAAUGACUCUACUGAACCGAUUAUAGACACAGAAACAUUGGUUGUGGAAUCUGGACUUGAAACAAUUGACACUGAAGAACCAGAGAACAAGCCCAAACGCAGAAAACAUGCUGCUUGUACAGAAUGGCAAAGAAAUAUAACGAAAGAAAAGAGAAUGCGGGGAGAGUUAUUCAGGAUAUUCCAGAAAGGAAAAACAGGUUACGACAGCAUUACCAAGCCAAAGAAGGAUAGGUGUGAUGUUUGCUGUGGUUAUGAAACCAAAAACGUGACAGAAGAAGUUUACAAAAAACAUAUUGAGAAGAAAAAGGCUGCAAGACUAGAAAAAGAAGCUGAUAAAAAGUUGGCUAUUGAUGGAAAAAUUACGGUACUUACUGUAGAUUUGCAGAAGGAGAAGGUUUGUCCCAAAGUUCAAGCUAGUGCUGUCUAUUAUAAGACAAAGCUUUGUUGUCAUAAUUUUACAGUUUACAACUUAGCAACUCACGAAGUAACCUGUUAUUGGUGGCAUGAAUGUGAAGGCGAGCUACAAGCAUCCAACUUCGCUUCUUGUCUAGUAGACUACAUACAAGAGAAGGUUCCUAAAACUAUUCCACUAGUUAUUUUUAGUGAUGGAUGUACAGCCCAGAAUUGA
Parnassius apollo (apollo) is the source of this 1068-nucleotide messenger RNA. The record is from the annotation of a GenBank genome assembly. Lineage: Eukaryota; Metazoa; Arthropoda; Insecta; Lepidoptera; Papilionidae.